AUUAUUUGCAAUAGAAAAUUUAACAAAAGAUGAUGAAUUAGGUAAGACUAUAUUUAUAAUCUAAGCCACCUUAUGAUUAUUUUAUAACCUAGGUUGAAUAAGGAACAAAAAUAAAAUUAGUUGCUUAAUAAAUCGAAAACGAUAUGGUAAUUUAUAAGGUACCUAAAUUUCCUGAAAAGAAUAAAAAUCAUUAUAACGAAAGAUCAAAUGGAACUUCAACUCCGAUUACUUUUCUUAUACUUCACUACACAGUCAUAAAUUUUUUCAAGACUUUGGAAGUGUUUACUAGAGAUACAGAUAUUGAUGCGGUAAGUUCAACAUAUGUAAUAACUUAAUACGAAUCUAAAUUUUAAAUACCUAGUGGGAAAAUAAUUCAAGUGGCACCUGAAGAAAAAAGAGCCUGGCAUGCUGGUUUAAGUAAAUGGCAUAAUUUUAUUAAUUUAAAUGAAAAUUCAAUAGGGAUAGAGCUUGUGAAUGAUGGAGUUGAUAAGUAAAAUUAAUUCGUUCCUUUUGAUGAUGAUUAAAUUAAGGCAUUAGCAUAGUUAAGCAAAAUUAUUAUUUAAAAACACAAUAUAUCUCCAGUUUGUAUUCUUGGGCAUUCAGAUAUAGCGCCCAAUAGAAAAAUUGAUCCUGGUAUUCUAUUUCCAUGGGGAAGACUUUAUACUAAUUAUGGUAUUGGAGCUUGGAUGACCAAAGAAGAAUUGACUAUUGAAGCUAUCAAAAAUUACAAUCCUGAAGAAUUAUUACCAGAUAAAGUAAACAUAUCAUUUCUUUCUCGACAUCUUAAGAAGUAUGGUUAUGACAUUUAAGAAACAAAUGUUGUCAAUAAACAAUUUUCUUCUGUUUUAAAAGCAUUUAAGGCUCAUUUUUCAUGUAAUCAGAUUCCUUAAAAAUAUAAUGAUGAACCAGAUAUGAUGGAUAUGAUAUGGAUUUGGGGAUUAACAGCCAAGUAUAAAAAAUACUUAAAUAAAUUAUGAAAUCUUAAAAUAGAG
Molecule: messenger RNA, 992 nt
Organism: Paramecium sonneborni
Lineage: Eukaryota; Ciliophora; Oligohymenophorea; Peniculida; Parameciidae
Source: the annotation of a GenBank genome assembly